AUAAACUGUAGAGAGAUUUUACCCAUAAUACUUUGAGCUGCGUGAUCAAUCAGUAACAGUGAGAUGAUACAGAGUCUCUUAUUUCUCUUUACAUUGUUCAUCUUGACGACAGAUGAACUUUUGCUGUUGAAAUAGACAAUAAGAAUUGUGUGUGUGUGUGUGUGUGUGUGUGUGUGUGUGUGUUGUGUAUUUGUCAUUUUCUCAAGCUCUAAUUGUGUUGAUGGAAAUCACAUUCAUUCAGUUUUCAUUGUUGUGACACAUAAAUACAUAACUCAUUUUUAUUAUUACUAUCAAAAGCACCUUUCAGUUAAAUGAUCAAACACAGGGUUCAUUACAAAAUGAACAGAUUGAGGAUAGUGUGAUUUUUGAAUAAUGAAAUAACAGAAACAGUCAUGAACAAUGAAAGAGUGAAGAUGUGAAAAUGACAUUAAUAGUGUAAAAAAUAGUGUAAAAAAAAUCAGUUCAAAGUGUGAGUAAAAUUGAGCUGCAGAAGAUGAGAGAUGGAGAAGCUCUUUCUGAGAUUUCAGAUAUUGGGUCACAAGUGAUGAAAACAUGAACUCUUGAGAAGAAAUUAAUGACUCACAAUGUUUGAUAAACUCGUUGAUAUAAAAUAGCUCUUUCCAGAUAUGGAGAAAUUUAUAUCAUCAGUGUUGUUGUGAAAAACAGUGAGCUCUGAAGAUCUGGAUAAAAAGAAAAGAUUCAGACUGAAAGAGAUUGUAAAGAAAAUUAGUAAAAGAAAAGUGGAAGUUUCAUAAAAAUAGUGACAUGAAUAAACCAGUGGGUUUAUUAAAUGUGAGUGGUGCUUACAGUGGCAAAACUCAGCACUCGGUUGCUAGGGUGUUCUGAGUGGUUGCUAGGGAGUUGCUAGGCAGUUGCUAGGGUGUUGCUAUGUGGUUGCUAAGGUGUUAUGAGUUGUUGCUAGGCGAUUGCUAGCGUGUUCUGGGUGAUUGCUAUGGUGUUGCUAGUCACCUGCUAUGGUAUUCUGAGUGGUUGCUAAGGUGUUGCUAGAGUGUUGCUAGGUGGUUGCUAUGGUAACCUGGGUGGUUGCUAGGUAGUUGUUAUGGUAACCUGGGUGGUUGCAAGGCUGUUGCUAGGCAGUUGCUAAGGUACUCGGGGUAGUUUCUAGGGUGUUGCUAUUGUGUUCUGGGUGGUUUGUAAUGUAUUCUGAUGGUUGCUAGGGUGUUCUGGGUGGUUGCUAGGUAGUUGCUAAUGUAUUCUUGUAGCCAAGCCCCAUCUCUAUAUGAUGUUCAGAUGCAGAGAUAUAGGUCUUGCGGAACAGUUGCUAGGGUACUCUGUUUGGUUGCUAGGGAGUCGCUUGGCAGCUGCCAGUGAUGAUACAACAAAGGCUUCUUGACAGUAUUAUUGAUAUAAAUCAACCCCAGUGCCUCUGACAUUCAGAUUUAAAGAUAUCCCUCUUUGGGUUUGGGAUGCUAGGGUGCUCAACAGUGGUUGCUAGGGCAUAAAAGGUGAUUCGUGAUUGGCUGUUUGCUGCCUUGAGUGAAAUGAGCUCACCUUUUUUAUUAAGUGUAGCUCUGUUCUUUUUCUAGUUAUCAUUUAACAAAUAACUCAUAAAAUAAUUAUUUUUUAAAUAUGUACUGUAUCUGAUUAUAUGUAAGUGUGAACUCGUGAAAUGUGUCUUUGUUUGAGAACUGAAUGAAUGUUUUGUGAAAUUGUGCCAGCUGAAUCAGUUAUAGUGUGUCAGCAAUUGAGAACAACUGUUUAUAUAAAAUAAAUGAAUUCAUUGUAAUAUCGAUUGUCUUCACAAGUUUCAGUUUUACUGAGAGUUCAACUGGUUUCAUAAUAAAUGUUUUGAUUCAAACAAUAAAACUCACAGAUGGUCACAACUGAAAAUAUAAGGUUUUUGUUUAUCAAUCUAUUAUUUAAAUUACCUCUCAAAUAGCUUUUGUUAUUUUUGAAGCAUUUUCAGUCAGCAUUAGCUUUUAAUUGAGCUAUUUUUCAAGAAUCAACGAAUCAUAAGUUGUUCUUUCUACAUGUUUCAAAUGAUUUGACUCAAGAGGACUCUGUUGGUAAGUGAACCUUUGAAGGGGUUGUUGCAGUUAUCCAAAUAAUAUUUGUGGUUUUAGGAUCUUUCACUAGAUUGACAACCUGAAGUGUUCAAAAGCUUAUCCAUAUUAUAAGUGAAGUAACUGUUGGGCUCUUGCAGAUGUCGUCUGAACUCUUCAUGAAGAACGAUCGUCUGUCCAUCACAGAUCAGAUCCUCCUUCUCUAUGUUCAUGAGCUUCAUCUGAAAAUCACUGAACAGGUUAAACAUUCACAUCAUAUCAGUCAAUAAAACAGUAAAGGAGAUUUCCUGUGUUUUCUCUCACAAAACUACCUAGUGCUAAAUUUAAAAGUAGUGUCAUGGCUUAAUUUGCUUUUGUUACACUUUUAAUUUUUAAUAUAGUACUAUUUUGACACAAUAUCUGUAAAAUGUAAAUUUUGUCAUCAUUCACUCACCUUGAUGCUGUUUUAAACCUGUAUGACUUUCUUUCUUCUGUUGAAUGAAAAGAAAGUUUUUGUUUAUACAAUAAAAGACAAAAAAAUCCCAAUGACUAUUGUUGUAUAGACAAAUAAAUACAAUUAUUUUGUGUUCCACAGAAGAAAGAAAGUCUUUGAACGACUGAUACUGAACUAUUAACUCACUACUGGAUAAAUCUUUCACUACACUUGCACAUUUUCACAUGAUACAGUCAUCAGAUGCCAUAUCAUCUCAUCUGUUUCUAAUGGAGUGGGAAAUUUUCUUUGUUUUCGGUAGCAUUUGAGGCUGCUCAAUUUUUCAGCUCAGGAGAUGAAAGAAGAUGGUGUGUAAAACCAAAGGACUGUUUUUGUAGAGAUGGAUGGAUGGAUGGACAGAACAUCUCUCGACAAGAACAGUGUCAUAUUUGUCAUAUCAGGCAGGGAAAGAGAAGAUCAAAGUCUGACAAUAUUUUCUACCUCAGAAAGUCUUCUAAAAAAUGUAAAAUAGUUUGAAGUCAAAAUAGAUGGAUGUUCUGGGUGUUUGCUAAAGUGUUGCUAGGUGGUUGCUAAGCUCUUGAUAUGCAGUUGCUGCGCUCAUUCAAGGACGUGCAUUUAAAGGCCGGAACACACCAAGUCGACGGUCGGCCGUCGGGCAGUUUUUGUUCGUCGGCCGACUAAGUUUUCUCAGUGUGUUCUGCACCGUCGGCUGAAAUUGGUCCUCGUUGGCUUUUUUCCGGCCGAUUUUAAAUGUUGAAUCGGCAUCGGCGCUCGUCGGUCCGUCGGGCCAUCUGAUCAUUCUGAUUGGCUGUUCAGCUACUGCCACCUGGAUCACAUUGGAUCUGAACAGUUGCGAUACACAGUGUGGACAGUCAAUCAUUUUAGAUCAGAUUCCAAUCGGAUACACAAAUAAUCAGAUUUGGACUGACAGUGAACGUAGCCUGAGAUCAUGUAACUGUGUGACGAGUAGUAGCACGGUAGUAAUAGUAGUACUCGAGUAGCGCAGUUUUGUUUCACUUUUGUUUCAUUUGCUAUUUCGUGGUCUAAAACAAGAAUAAAAGCCAUUAUAACGUACAUGAAAAAUAUAGAAAAAUUGGACACAACUAUGGGACAACAUCAUUGCAUCCCAACAGAGAAAGGAACCUCAAGGAUGAUUUAGGUAAUUGUGUGCAAUUGUAUAGGGCCCCAUUCCUAUAUUUUGCUUGGGGCCCCCAAAUCACUAAAUCUGCCCCUGUCAUAAACACAAAUGACCUUGAUCAAAUGACUAGCUGCAUGGGCACUAUCUUAUAGAAACUGUUGUACAUACAACAUAUAACUGCUAAAUUGUGAAUAUGGUCAUAACUUGUAAUAAUUGCUUUAACUCUUUCCCCACCAUUGUCGGAAUUUUCUGACUUUCCGUGUUUUCACUGUUAAAUGGUAGGGGGCGCUAUUACACAUCUUCUGAAAGAGUACAAAAUCUCUGGAUCAAAACAGACAAAAAAGAAGCAGAAACAAGCGAUAAAAGCAUUGCUUAUGCACAUUGUAGUCUUUCAAAACAAACACAAUUUUCUCCGCUUUUUCUCAGUUAAAAAUGUUUUUUAUGAAACUCACUCACAUUCAAGUGUUGAUUUAAAAAAAAAAAAAAAAAAAAGGCUUCCUAAAGUGUCACGGAGUCACAGCCAGCACCCACCAACACCAACGGAUCAUCACCAGAUCACCACGCUCCUCCCGCUCGUUCACAGUCUCCCGAAUACUAAUCACCUGCACCUGCAUCCCAUCACCCAGGACACUAUAAAGACUCUCACUCCCUUCACACCAUUGUCUGGUCUCGUUACACGUACCUGGACUCCUUACCCGCUACUUACCUGCAUCUUCCUGUGUCUUCCUCUCAUCGUCUUCCGUCUCCAACCGUCUGCUCCACAUUGAUUCCUCUACCUGCAAAUACAAACCUCCAUUACCAUCAGUUAAGUGACUGUUCUGAAAGUGCUUGUUUAAAACCAGAGGUGUUAUUUCUUUUGAUAUAUUGCAUGUUCAGACAUUCAUACAACAAAAUAUUCUGGGGGUCAUGAACGUUGUGAAUAGAUCAAAAACACUGGCAGUGGCUGGUAAUUAAAAAAAAAAAAAUUGCAACAGUAUGUAGAAACAUGCAUUUUCUAUACAUGCUGCUUUGAAACAAUAUAGGCUACAUUGUGAACCGCAGUAUACAAAUAAAAGUACAAUAAAAAAGAUGAAAAAAGUGACAAUGCUGUAGUCUAAAAGUGAAUACACUACAUUAAUUUUGUCCAGUUAUUUGCCCAAUUUCCAGUCUGGAGAAGAUCAUAGUCUAGAAUUCUUAGGGUUUCUCAUUCGUAAAUUUUGCUCGUCAUUCAUGUGCUCAGAACCCGUAAUUAUGAUGUUUUCGAGUCCACUUGAAGGGCACAUAGCAGGAAACAUAGCAGGAAAGUGUGUCUUUUUGACCAGCACGAGAAGCUGCUUCACAACACGCCUGUUUUCCACACGUCACUCAAACACAGAAGCAGGAAACUAUUUCAACUGCUCAGUUCAGAGAAACAGAAACUGAAAGUAUUGUCGAGCUGUUGUGUGUUUGUGUCUCUCUGUAUUUAUGCAGUAAAAUGGCGGAAGCCAGAUUUUCUCAGGAUGAGUUCACGUGUCCUGUGUGUCUGGAUCUCCUGAAGGAUCCAGUGGCCAUCCCCUGUGGACACAGUUACUGUAAGAUCUGUAUUACAGGCUGCUGGGAUCAGGAGGAUGAGAAGAGAGUCUACAGCUGCCCUCAGUGCAGACAGACCUUCAGUCCAAGACCUGCUUUAGCUAAAAACACCAUGCUGGCUGAAGUGGUGGAGAAACUGAAGAAGACUCAACUUCCUGCUGACUGUUACGCUGGAGCUGGAGACGUGCAGUGUGACGUCUGUACUGGAAGAAAAUACAAAGCCGUCAAGUCCUGUCUGGUGUGUCAGGAGUCUUUCUGUCAAACUCAUUUUGACCGUCUUGAGGAAUAUCACUCUCGUAAACCACACAAAGUGAUCGAUGCCACUGGACGACUGCAGGACAUGAUCUGUCGUAAACAUGAUAAAGAGCUAGAAAUGUUCUGUAUCACUGAUCAACAAUGCAUCUGUGUGCGGUGCAAGAAGUAUGAACAUAACCACAACACUGUAUCAACUGCAGCACAGAGGACAGAGAAACAGAAACAGCCGAAGGAGACGGAGAUGAAGAUCCGUCAGAGAAUCCAGCAGAGACAGAAAGAUCUUCAGCAGCUGAGAGAGGCUGUGGAGUCUCAUAAGCGCUCUGCACAGACAGCAGUGGAGGACAGUGAGAGGAUCUUUACUGAGCUCAUCCACUCCAUUGAGAGAAGCCGCUCUGAGGUCACACAGCUGAUCAGAGAUCAGGAAAAGGCUGCAGUGAGUCGAGCUGAAGGACGACUGGAGCGACUGGAGCAGGAGAUCAAUGAUCUGAGGAGGAGAGACGCUGAGCUGGAGCAGCUUUCACACACACAUGAUCACAUCCAUUUCCUGCAGAGUUUCCAGUCUCUCUCAGCGCCUCCUGAAUCUACAGACGAACCCGACGAUCCCUUCAGUUCUCUCUCCUCUUUUGAUGGCAUGGGAGAAUCUGUCCGUCAGCUGAGAGAAAAAUUGGAGGAUUUCUGCAAAGAGGAGAUCAAGAAGAUCUCUGACAGAGUCACUUUCACCAACAUGAAUCCCAAGACCAGGAACGACUUUCUACGGUAUUCCCAUCAGCUCACUCUGGAUCUGAACACAGCGAAUAAACACCUCCGUCUGUCUGAGAGGAACAGAGUGAUCAAUAACACUGGCACAGUCCAGCCGUAUCCUGAUCAUCCAGACAGAUUUGAUCAGUGUCUACAGGUGUUGUGCAGAGAGAGUGUGUGUGGACGCUGUUACUGGGAGAUUGAGUGGAGUGGGAAUAAUGUGGAUAUUUCAGUGUCAUAUAAGAGCAUCAGCAGGAAGGGAUGGGGUAAUGAGUGUGCGUUUGGAUAUAAUGAUCAGUCCUGGAGUUUGGACUGCUCUUCCUCCAGUUACUCAUUCAGACACAAUAACAUAAAGACUGUUCUCCCUGUAAAGUCCAUCAGCAGUAGAAUAGGAGUGUAUGUGGAUCACAGUGCAGGAACUCUGUCCUUCUACAGCGUCUCUGACACAAUGAGCCUCAUCCACACAGUCCAGACCACAUUCACUCAGCCACUCUAUCCUGGGUUUUAUGUUUAUACUGGAUCAGUGAAACUGUGUUGAUGUUUCAGAACAGAUUGUAGAGAGAUUUUACCCAUAAUACUUUGAGCUGCAUGAGAAAUCAGUAACAGUGAGAUGAUACAGAGUCUCUUAUUUCUCUUUACAUUGUUCAUCUUGACGACAGAUGAACUUUUGCCGUUGAAAUAGACAAUAAGAAUUGUGUGUGUGUGUGUGUGUGUGUGUGUGAUGUGAUGUGUAUUUGUCUUUUUCUCAAGCUCUAAUUGUGUUGAUGGAAAUCACAUUCAUUCAGUUUUCAUUGUUGUGACACAUAAAUACAUAACUCAUUUUUAUUAUUACUAUCAAAAGCACCUUUCAGUUAAAUGAUCAAACACAGGGUUCAUUACAGAUUGAGGAUAGUGUGAUUUUGAAUAAUGAAAUAACAGAAAGUCGUGAACAAUGAAAGAGUGAAGAUAUGAAAAUGACAUUAAUAGUGGAGAAAAUAGUGUAAAAAAAAAAUCACAGUUCAAAGUGUGAGUAAAAUUGAGCUGCAGAAGAUGAGAGAUGAAGAAGCUCUUUCUGAGAUUUCAGAUAUUGGGUCACAAGUGAUGAAAACAUGAACUCUUGAGAAGAAAUUGACUCACAAUGUUUGAUAAACUCAUUGAUAUAAAAUAGCUCUUUCCAGAUAUGGAGAAAUUUAUAUCAUCAGUGUUGUUGUGAAAAACAGUGAGCUCUGAAGAUCUGGAUAAAAAGAAAAGAUUCCGGCUGAAAGAGAUUCUAAAGAAAAUUGGUAAAAGAAAAGUGGAAGUUUCAUAAAAAUAGUGACAUGAAUAAAGCAGUGGGUUUAUUAAAUAUUCUGAGUGGUUGCUAGGGUGUUGCUAUGGUGUUGCUAGUCGCCUGCUAUGGUAUUCUGGGUGGUUGCUAAGGUGUUGAUAGGGUGUUGCUCGGUGGUUGCCAUGGUAACCUGGGUGGUUGCUAGGGUGUUACUAGGCAGUUGCUAAGGUACUCGGGGUAGUUUCUAGGGUGUUGCUAGGGUGUUCUGGGUGGUUGCUAGGCGGUUGCUAAUGUAUUCUUGUAGCCAAGCCCCAUCUCUAUAUGAUGUUCAGAUGCAGAGAUAUAGGUCUUGCUGAACAGUUGCUAGGGUGUUCUGUUUGGUUGCUAGGGAGUCGCUUGGCAGCUGCCAGUGAUGGUACAACAAAGGCUUCUUGACAGUAUAAUUGAUAUAAAUCAACCCCAAUGCCUCUUACAUUCAGGUUGCUAGGGUGCUCAACAGUGGUUGCUAGGGCAUGGCUAGGAAGUGUUGAAGGUGAUUCGUGAUUGGCUGUUUGCUGCCUUGAGUGAAAUGAGCUCACCCUUUUUUAUUAAGUGUAGCUCUGUUCUUUUUCUAGUUAUCAUUUAACAAAUAACUCAUAAAAAAAUUAUUUUUUAAAUAUGUACUGUAUCUGAUUAUAUGUAAGUGUGAACUCGUGAAAUGUGUCUUUGUUUGAGAACUGAAUGAAUGUUUUGUGAAAUUGUGCCAGCUGAAUCAGUUAUAGUGUGUCAGCAAUCGAGAACAACUGUUUAUAUAAAAUAAAUGAAUUCAUUGUAAUAUCGAUUGUCUUCACAAGUUUCAGUUUUACUGAGAGUUCAACUGGUUUCAUAAUAAAUGUUUUGAUUCAAACAAUAAAACUCACAGAUGGUCACAACUGAAAAUAUAA
Messenger RNA from Ctenopharyngodon idella (grass carp), 8302 nucleotides. Its product is annotated as tripartite motif-containing protein 16-like. The transcript is spliced from 6 exons. The record is from RefSeq and is a predicted model, not a curated record. Gene Ontology annotation, molecular function: zinc ion binding; protein binding. The coding region runs from base 5046 to 6671 and encodes 541 amino acids. NCBI's taxonomy places the organism in Eukaryota, Metazoa, Chordata, Actinopteri, Cypriniformes, Xenocyprididae.